GAGAUGAUAUCAGUAUUUGGAACUUUACUCAUUCCAUAGGUAUUGAAUCUCUCUAUCUAUUAUUAUUCUAUCAUUUGGAAAAUCUUUAAUCGAUAGUUAAGAAGAGUUGGCAGAGAUUUAUAUAAAUUCAUCAAAAUGGUCAUCACAACUUCAUUCCAGGUCCGUGUUCCCCUCUAUCUUGAUCACGUGUGUGUGUGUGUGUGUGUGGCUUUGAAAAUGGAGGUUUACUAAUAAUGGGAUAAUAGACACAAUUCGCGGUACCUAUGACAUGUGAAGCAUGUAUAAAAGAUAUCGAGAAAUCAUUAUUCCAACUGGGUGGAAUACAGAAAGUUGAAGCGAGUCUUCAGGAUCAACUUGUUACUAUUGAAGGAACAAGUAAGUUAAUAACUCUUUACCCCGCCAAGAGAAUAUGGGGUGUCGGGGAAUUCGUUGUUAAUGUGGUGAAUGGGAAGCUGCUCCUUCGGAGAUUGUAAAGGCGAUUGAGGAGACGGGACGAGAUGCUAUAUUGAGGGGUUCGGGAGGAACUGAUGGUAUGUUUGUUUUUGUUAUGUUUGGGUUGGAGUUGGGGUUCAUUUCUACGGUGCCUUAUUUGUGAAUGCGAUGUUGUUAUUUGUUUUGUGUUUUAGGAUUUUUGUCUGAGAAGUAUUUAGGCGCUGCUGUGUGUAUUCUUGAGACACAUGAUACGACUGUAUCGGAUAAGGUGCGAGGGUUAGUGAGAAUGGUACAGGUAUCUCCUACAUUAACGUUGGUGGAUUUGACAAUUCGAGGAUUGCCAGAGGGGAAUUAUUGGGUUACUGUUAGAGAAGCGGGAGACAUUUCUAAUGGUGCGAUAUCUACGGCGGGUUUAUGGAAGGGAGAUGGUGAAGGUACACCUAAAGGAGUAUUUGGUAGCGUGAAUGUGGGAAAGAAUGGCAUGGGAAGUGUCUUUUUGGAUAAGCCUAUCCAGAUAUGGGAAAUGAUUGGAAGGGGGAUGGUAGUAUCGAACCAACAUGAGGGAGACAGAAAGUUUGAGAAAAAUGACGAGAAUACUCUCGUGGGUGUGAUUGCGCGUAGUGCUGGUGUCUGGGAUAAUGAUAAGACGGUUUGUUCUUGCUCGGGCAAGACAUUGUGGGAGGAAAGGAAGGAUGAGAUUAGCAAAGGUAUGCUCUGACCAUAUAUCAGAUCAUUGUAUAGGAAAUGGAACGAUACCAUGACACGAUAUGUAUGCUUAAAAAGCAUAUCUUCUGCUCC
Sclerotinia trifoliorum is the source of this 1230-nucleotide messenger RNA. The record is from the annotation of a GenBank genome assembly. Lineage: Eukaryota; Fungi; Ascomycota; Leotiomycetes; Helotiales; Sclerotiniaceae.